AUGGCUCCCCGGGAGAGAGGCGCUAAGGUGCUGGCCCCCCUCCUGCUACUGCUCGCCCUCCUCGGCAGCCCCAGCGCCGGCCUGGAGGUGCAGCACAAGUUCCUCUCGCCCACCUUGACCAACAACUUCGCCCUGGAUGGGCUGGGCAGCAAGAUCUACCUGGCGGCUGUCAACAGGCUCUACCAGCUCUCCGGCCCCAACCUGACGCUGGAGGUGGAGGAGCAGGUGGGCCCGGUGCUGGAUAACCCCCUGUGCCACGCGCCCCAACUGCCCCAGGCCUCCUGCGAGCACCUCAAGGUGGAGACCAACAACUACAACAAGAUCCUGCAGCCGGACCCGGAGCAGGGCAUCGUGGUGGUGUGCGGCUCCAUCUACCAGGGCUUCUGCCAACUGCGCAGCAUGGCCAACAUCUCCGCCGUGGCCGUGAGCUUCCCGCCGGGCGGUGCCGCCGGCGGCGGCGGCGGGGACCCGGUGACCGUCUUCCCCAGCAUGCUCAACAUCGCGGCCAACCACCCCAACGCCUCCACCGUGGGGCUGGUGCUGCGGCCCGCGGGGCCGGCGGGUGGGGGGAGGCCGGACACGCGGCUGCUGGUGGGGGCGACCUACACGGGCUUCGGCAGCCCCUUUUUCCCGCGCAACCAGAGCCUGGAGGACCACCGCUUCGAGAACACGCCCGAGAUCGCCAUCCGCGCCCUCAACGCCCGCGGCGACCUGGCCAAGCUCUUCACCUUCGACCUCAACCCCUCGGACGACAACAUCUUCAAGAUCAAGCAGGGGGCCAAGGCCCGCCACAAGCUCAGCUUCGUCCGGGCCUUCCUGCACCCCGCCCCCCCGCCGCGGGGCCCCGGCGGCGCCUCCUACGCCUACCUGGCCCUCAACAGCGAGGCCAACGCCGGCGACAAGGAGAGCCACUCGCACAGCCUGCUGGCCCGCAUCUGCCUGGCCGAGCCCGGCCGCAACGCCAGCGCCGGCGAGACCAAGAAGCUGACCGAGUCCUACAUCCAGGUGGGGCUGCAGUGCGGGGCCGGGGGCGCCGACGGCUUCACCCGCCUGGUCUCCGUCUUCCCGGCCUCCGCCGCCCUGCAGCUGGGACCCCCGGCGGCGCCCCAGCCCCAGGAGCUGCUCUUCGGGGUCUUCGAGAGAGCCGCCCCGCCGGGGGCCCGCCAGCACUCGGCGCUCUGCGCCUUCCGCUUCGCCGACAUCGAGCGGAGUAUCAGGCAGGCCAGGAACUCGUGCUUCGUGGAGCCGGACUCCGGGCUGGUGACCGUGCUGGACAGCGUGGUGCAGGGCACCGGGCCCGCCUGCGAGAAGAGGAACAUCCAGCUUCAGCCAGAGCAAUUAGACUGUGGAGCAGCCCAUCUCCAACACCCUUUGGCCAUCCUGCAACCCAUAAAGGCAACACCAGUGUUCAAAUACCAGGGCCUCACCUCGGUGGCCGUUUCCAGUGUCAAUAAUUACACCGUUGUGUUUCUGGGCACAGCAAAUGGAAGACUCCUGAAGAUUAAUCUGAACAGUGCCACGAAGAUUAUUAGCAGGAAGUCAGUUUCAGUGGCUUAUGGGGAAUCCGUUCAUCCCAUCAUGCAGUUUGAUCCUUCUGAUUCCAGCUACCUCUAUCUCAUGACUUCCUAUCAGAUGACCCGUGUGAAGGUGGCUGCCUGUGACCAGUAUACAACAUGUACGGAGUGCCUGGCUGCAGCUGAUGCUUAUUGUGGAUGGUGUACAAUGGAGACCAGGUGUUCUCUGCAGCACGAGUGUAUUAAUUCCACUGAGCCAAAUUUCUGGACGAGUGCGAGUGAGGGAGUGCAGCAGUGUCCUUCAAUGACAAUCAUGCCAUCGGAAAUUAAUCUUGACAAUGAGAACAAGGCCAUGAUAAUCCAAAUAAAUGGGAACAUCCCGAGCCUCAGUGGAAUGGAGAUGUCUUGUGAUUAUGGAAAUAAUAUCUACACUGUCGCCAAAGUCCCUGGAAAUGAUGUAAACUCUUUUAUUUAUUGUAAUUUUCUUCCAAGAGAGAAAUAUCCCGCAUUCCCACCCAAUCAAGACCAUGUGAUUGUUCAAACUGCAAUACGGGUCAACGGCAAAAAUAUUGUCUGGGCCAAUUUCACCAUCUAUGAUUGCAAAAGAACUGGAAAUAUUUACCCCAAAACAGCAUGUACCAGCUGCCUCUCGACCAAAUGGAAGUGUUAUUGGUGCACUAAGAAAUACAUGUGUGUCUCCAAUUACUCUGAUUGUGAGGACUCACUAAAGAUGAAUAGCACCACUGACUGUCCACGGAUUGUACCUGCCUCGCUAGAACCGAUGCCCACGGGGGCUUCUCAGGACAUCAUGAUCUCACUGGCUAAUGCUGCUUUCUCCAAGGAUACUGUUCUGGAAUGUCAUUUUGGAACUGACAGGACGUUUGAAGCCAGAUGGGUGAACACCUCCACCGUUCAGUGCAGCAGUGUCCUGCUCCACACAUCAGAAAAAAGCCAUAUCUUCCCGGUAAACCUUCAGCUGAAGGAUAAGCCAGACAGAUUCAUUGACAGUCCACAGAUGAUGACAGUGGAGGUCUAUAACUGUGCAACUGGAAGCACAGACUGUUCUCAGUGCCUGGGGAGAGAGGACAUGGGGCACCGAUGCAUCUGGAGUGAGAGCAGCUCCAUUUGCAGACUAAACACUGAAUCCCCACAGAUCCCAGUCAUGUGUCCUGCUCCGGAGAUUAGGAAGAUUGAGCCCCUGAGCGGGCCCCUGGAAGGAGGAACUCUGCUCACAAUAAGAGGAAGGAACCUGGGCCGUAGGUUCAGUGAUGUCGUUAAUGCUGUCAAGAUAGGGAGUGUGAGAUGUGCACCACUCUGGGACAGAUACAUGGUCUCUGAGGCCAUUGUAUGCCAGACUGGAGAAGCUCCCUCUAUAUUUUCCGAUGUAGUGACAGUUAACGUGAGCAGGGAAGGGAAAUCAAGGGAGCGGUACUCCUAUGUGCUCCCUGAGGUGCAGUCCGUGGCUCCAGGUGCUGGCCCUAAAGCUGGAGGCACCAAAGUAACCAUCAGAGGGAGUAAUCUCAGCGUAGGAUCUGAUCUCCGCGUCCUGGUCAAUAGUACUAAACAGUGCACAAACCUCACUCGAACUGCUACCACCAUCACAUGCACCAUGCCGGCUGUGGAGCUCACUACGGCUGUGCGACUCUGCGUCCAGUUUGAGAACAAGUCUUGCAUCAAUGAUAACAUCACAUUCAAGUAUGAGAGAAACCCGAUUAUAACAGAUAUCAACCCGACAAGGAGUCAGAUCAGUGGAGGCAGGAUCAUCACUCUGGAAGGACAUGGAUUUUUGAUGGUUCAGAAUGUGUCGAUGGUGGUUCACAGCAUCGGGAAAGAACAAACAAACUGUAAGGUUCACACCGACACUAUGAUUACCUGCCCCUCUCCAGCUGCCUCCAACCUCACUGUGGGGAGCAAGCCAGCACCGGUGGACUUCUACAUCAAUGGACGCCUCUACACGGAUGACAGGCUGGCUCCCGAUGAGUACAUGUACCCCGAGGAGGCCCAGCACACCAGCAAGUUCAGCCUGGAGUACUACGCCGACCCCCAGUUCUUCACAGCCAAGAAGGAGAAAUGGAUCAAGCAUCAUCCUGGGGAACCCCUGACUCUGGUUAUACAUAAAGAGCCUGACAACCUAAGCCUGGAAAGCGAUGAGUACCAAGUGAAAAUUGGCCUCCUUUCUUGUGAGAUACAGAUUGUUUCAGACAAAGUCAUUCACUGCUCAGUCAAUGAGUCACUGAGCACAUCAGAAAGACAGCUGCCCGUGACGAUCCAGGUUGGAAAAUUCAACCAGACGAUUGCUAUGCUGCACCUUGGGGGAGGUGAGACAGCGAUCAUAGUCUCCAUAGUCAUCUGCAGUAUCCUGCUGCUUCUGUCUGUCGUAGGCUUGUUUGUGUUCUGCACUAAGAGCCGCAGGGCAGAGCGCUACUGGCAGAAAACCUUGCUCCAAAUGGAGGAGAUGGAGUCCCAGAUCCGAGAGGAAAUCCGCAAAGGUUUUGCUGAGCUUCAGACUGACAUGACAGACCUGACCAAGGAGUUAAACCGCAGCCAGGGGAUCCCGUUCCUGGAGUACAAGCACUUUGUGACACGGACAUUCUUCCCCAAAUGUUCCUCGCUCUAUGAGGAGCGUUACGUUCUGCCUUCCCAGCAGCUCAACUCACAGGUUGGGUGUCAGGUCCAAGAAACUCAUCCCUUGCUGUCAGGAGAAUGGAAAAUUCCUGAAAAUUGCAGGCCCAACAUGGAAGAAGGAAUUGCGUUAUUCUCCACCCUGCUCAACAACAAGCACUUCCUCAUCGUAUUCGUCCAUGCUCUCGAGCAGCAGAAGGACUUUGCUGUUAGAGACAGGUGUAACUUGGCCUCCUUGCUCACUAUUGCAUUACAUGGAAAACUGGAGUACUACACCAGCAUCAUGAAGGACCUGUUGGUGGAUCUCAUAGAUGCUUCAGCUUCCAAAAACCCUAAGCUUAUGCUGAGGAGGACCGAGUCUGUGGUGGAAAAGAUGCUCACCAACUGGAUGUCCAUCUGCAUGUACAGCUUUCUCAGAGAGACAGUCGGGGAGCCCUUCUUCCUGUUGCUCUGUGCUAUCAAACAACAGAUCAACAAGGGUUCCAUUGAUGCCAUCACGGGAAAAGCCAGGUAUACUCUCAAUGAAGAAUGGCUGCUGAGAGAGAACAUUGAGGCAAAGCCAAGGAACCUCAAUGUGUCUUUCCAAGGCUGCGGCAUGGACUCCCUGAGUGUUCGGGUCAUGGACACAGAUACUCUAAGUCAAGUUAAAGAGAAGAUCCUUGAAGCUUUUUGCAAGAAUGUCCCGUACUCCCAGUGGCCAAGAGUAGAAGAUGUUGACCUUGAAUGGUUUGCCACAAGCACUGACAGCUAUGUCCUGCGGGACCUCGAUGACACUUCAGUGAUGGAGGAUGGCAGAAAGAAGCUCAACACUUUAGCCCACUACAAGAUUCCUGAAGGUGCCUCUCUGGCAAUGAGUUUAUCAGAUAAGAAGGACACCACGCUAAGUCGAGUGAAGGAUUUGGAUACCGAAAAAUACUUUCAUUUAGUUCUUCCAACUGAUGAACUGAUUGAACAUAAGAAGUCCCAUAGACAGAGCCAUAGGAAAAAAGUCCUACCUGAGAUCUACUUGACCAGGUUACUAUCUACAAAGGGAACACUGCAGAAGUUCCUGGAUGACCUAUUCAAAGCCAUUCUCUGUAUGCGAGAGGACAAGCCGCCUGUGGCUAUCAAGUAUUUCUUUGACUUUCUGGAGGAGCAAGCGGAGAAAAGAGGGAUCUCUGACCCUGACACUUUGCACAUUUGGAAAACCAACAGCCUACCUCUGAGGUUUUGGGUCAACAUUCUGAAGAAUCCCCAGUUUGUCUUUGACAUCGACAAGACUGACCAUAUAGACGCCUGUCUCUCUGUCAUAGCCCAGGCCUUCAUCGAUGCCUGUUCCAUUUCCGACCUACAGCUGGGCAAGGACUCACCUACCAAUAAACUACUGUAUGCCAAGGAGAUUCCAGAGUAUAGGAAAAUAGUGCAGCACUAUUACAAACAGAUCCACGACAUGCCCCCUCUCAGUGAGCAGGAAAUGAAUGCACAUCUCGCAGAGGAGUCACGGAAAUAUCGGAAUGAGUUUAACACCAAUGUGGCCAUGGCUGAAAUAUACAAAUAUGCCAAAAGAUACCGCACUCAGAUAGUGAAUGCCCUGGACUCCAACCCCACCACGAGACGCACGCAGCUGCAGCACAAGUUUGAGCAAGUGAUCGCGCUCAUGGAGGACAAUAUUUACGAGUGUUGCAGUGAGGCCUAG
Messenger RNA from Emys orbicularis (European pond turtle), 5811 nucleotides. RefSeq names its product plexin D1 (gene PLXND1). Gene Ontology annotation, cellular component: plasma membrane; semaphorin receptor complex. Gene Ontology annotation, molecular function: protein binding; semaphorin receptor activity. The record is from RefSeq and is a predicted model, not a curated record. Gene Ontology annotation, biological process: positive regulation of axonogenesis; semaphorin-plexin signaling pathway involved in axon guidance; regulation of GTPase activity. The coding region runs from base 1 to 5811 and encodes 1936 amino acids. NCBI's taxonomy places the organism in Eukaryota, Metazoa, Chordata, Testudines, Emydidae. The transcript has 36 exons.